CAGCUUGUUCCUUCUGAUAUAUUGAGCCAGGUAAGUAACGAUGGUGAAAUGAUUAACAAAAUGAAAACUGAUGAACAAAACUGCCUGUGUAGUAUCUCAAAAGAACAAUGAGUUCAUUCUCGGAUUAUUGGAUGCACCGCAAACGGUUUAUAUCACAAUACGCCGCUGCUACAUUUAUGACCUAUUUAUUCAAUGUUGGCAAGCGUACACCGCAUAGGUUAAUCGUCUCGAGACAAACUGGUAAUAUAUGGAUGACUGAAUUAUUGCCAGACUGGAGUCGAGAAAAUCCGAUGUUUGCCAAUGAUGAGUCUGUACCGUUCAGAUUCACACCGAACAUUCAAACUUACAUUACCCCUAUUGGGGUUGAAGGAUUGUUUAGCAGCUGCUUGCUCGCAAUCAGUCGGAGCCUUACGGAGACGGAGCUAGGUUUGGGUCAGUACUUGCAUCUUUUUAUCCGAGAUGAAUUGUUGGCUUGGUACGCUUCUAGUCAUAAAACAGCGAUGCAGUCCGAAUUGCUUGAACAUAUACAGACCAACGUAGACGAAGUAAUGUCCAGGGCACAAUUGUUAUGUUGUCAACCGAAUCAUGAAAAGGAUGUUGAUUGUAAUAAGCCAAUCAAUCAAAAUAUAAUUGAACUCAUUUCUCAAGCAAGUAAUCCACAAAACCUGGCGCAAAUGGAAUGUACAUGGAUGCCAUGGCUUUAAGCAACAUUUUUUAUGUACAGAAGACUGAUCAAACGAACUUUAGAAUCCUGUCCAAGGAUUCACCUUUUUAGCCUUACAAAUAUACCCUUAUUCAGAAGUAUACUUCUUCAAGAAAGUAUGCAUAGGAAUUAGUAAAUACUAUUAACAAUUGGAAAGAU
This is a messenger RNA of Mycotypha africana, 862 nucleotides long. RefSeq names its product kinase-like domain-containing protein. The coding region runs from base 108 to 704 and encodes 198 amino acids. Gene Ontology annotation, cellular component: NuA4 histone acetyltransferase complex; SAGA complex; nucleus. The transcript is spliced from 3 exons. Gene Ontology annotation, molecular function: transcription coregulator activity; protein binding. Lineage: Eukaryota; Fungi; Mucoromycota; Mucoromycetes; Mucorales; Mycotyphaceae. Gene Ontology annotation, biological process: regulation of DNA-templated transcription; DNA repair. The record is from RefSeq and is a predicted model, not a curated record.